UCAUUUCAGCUUCAUCCAUCCUUCUCCUCUCUCUUUCACCCACACACACGAGCGCAGAAACAUGCCUUUUAAACUCUUUAAACCCAAAUCAAAGCUCACUUCCCGGCGAGCCACCACCGCCACCACCACUAUAACCUCCCCUUCCCCCUCCGACCUCCCCAUCCCCAACCAUUUUCGCUGCCCCAUCUCCCUCGACCUCAUGAAAGAUCCAGUCACCCUCCCUACCGGCAUCACCUACGAUCGCCGGAGCAUCGAGACCUGGCUCAAAGAAGGCAACCUCACUUGUCCCCUCACCAACCAACCCCUACCGCUCGACGGAGAUCUCAUCCCCAACCAUACCAUCCGCCGCAUGAUCCAGGAAUGGUGUGUUGCCCACUGCUCCCUCGGCGUCGAGCGCAUCCCCACCCCUAAGAUCCCCAUCACCUCUCUGCAAGUCUCGGAGAUUCUUUCCGAGAUCUCCGCAGCCUUGCAGAGCGGAGAUGGCCUCCGAGUUUCUGACCUUGUGGUUAAGCUAAGAGAUUGGUCAAUCGAAAGCGAAAGAAACCGAAGGUGCAUUUCGUCAAAUAAGGCAGCGGCAGGGGUGGUUGCAGCUGCUUUCAAGGAUUUCCCUUCCGAGCAGGGGCUGUGUGUGCUCGCCGGCAUGCUGCCGCUCAGCGAGGAGGCGAAGAAGCUGUUGUCAGACGCAGAAUCUCUUAGCUCCAUUGUUUCUGUGUUGAGGAACGGUAGUCUGUCAGGAAGGCUUCAUGCUGUAUUGAUGGUGAAGGAAAUCACUGCAACUGAUACAGAACAAGCCGCUCAAAUUGCGAUGAACAAUGGCUUGAUUGAGGCUAUUGUGAGGCUUGUCAAGGAGCCAAUUUCGCCGCAGGGGACCAAGGUGGCGCUCGUUGCAGCUUACUACAUGGUCGCCUCGGAGGAGAAAGUGGCUUCCAGGUUUGCAGAGAUGGGAAUCGUUACUGUUCUGUUAGACAUGAUUGUUGAUGCUGAGAAGAGCUUGUGCGAGAAAGCGCUGGUUGUGAUAGAUGCAGUGCUGAACUCAGAGAUGGGGAGACAGAGAGCUUUGAACCAUGCUCUCUUCAUGCCGGUGCUGGUUAAGAAAAUGUUCAGGGUGUCGGACAUCGCAACGGAAUUCGCCGUGUCGGCGAUAUGGAAGCUGUGUAGGAAGCAGAGCGAUAAUGGCGAAAAAGAGAGGAGUUUGAAGGAGGCGAUUCAGGUUGGAGCUUUUCAAAAGCUGCUGCUCUUGCUGCAAGUUGGGUGCAGUGAUAGCACGAGGGAGAAGGCGACCGAGUUGCUGAGGAUUAUGAAUGGAAUCAAGGGGAAGGAAGAAUGUACUGAAACAGCUGAUUUUAAACAUCUGAAGAUGCCAUUUUGAGAUUUUUCAUUUUUUUA
This is a messenger RNA of Phalaenopsis equestris, 1386 nucleotides long. Its product is annotated as U-box domain-containing protein 21-like. NCBI's taxonomy places the organism in Eukaryota, Viridiplantae, Streptophyta, Magnoliopsida, Asparagales, Orchidaceae. The record is from RefSeq and is a predicted model, not a curated record. The transcript has a single exon. Bases 62 to 1369 code for a protein of 435 amino acids. Gene Ontology annotation, molecular function: ubiquitin protein ligase activity. Gene Ontology annotation, biological process: protein ubiquitination.